Messenger RNA from Trematomus bernacchii (emerald rockcod), 4324 nucleotides. RefSeq names its product CD164 molecule, sialomucin (gene cd164). Gene Ontology annotation, cellular component: cytoplasmic vesicle. The record is from RefSeq and is a predicted model, not a curated record. The coding region runs from base 188 to 760 and encodes 190 amino acids. The transcript is spliced from 6 exons. Lineage: Eukaryota; Metazoa; Chordata; Actinopteri; Perciformes; Nototheniidae.
CAAAAGUGCCACAUGACCUGUCAAGUAGGAAGUAGCGAGGCAGCGAGCAGCAAGCAACAGCAGUAGCGACCAGAAACGCAAGAAGACGGCAAGGAAGCUGUGAAAUCUCUGGAGUCUCAUUCUCAACGUUUUUCAGCACACAUUUGUAUCUUCUCGGAGUAUAAAGAGGAUUAAACCGGCCGCAGUCAUGUACCUGAAGGUGGUGUUUUUCACUGUAGUCGUGGCUCUGAUUGGCGCAGCAGCCGCAGAUGACUGUCCCUCCCUGUCCUGUGCUCUGUGUGGAAGCAGUAGCAGUGAGUGCCAGUGGGUCAACUGCACAACAACACCAAUUGUUGGCUGUCGCAACAUGACUCUUCUGACAAAAAACGAGACCUGCUCUAAUGCUACAUGCUCAGCUGUUACCUCGCCAACCCCUCCUCCCACUCCAGCCCUUCCUCCCACUUCAGCCCCCCCUCCCCCUGUUGUCACCACCGCCUCCUCUAACGGCAGCACCCCUGAGCCAAUCACAGCCAAUACCACCGGUGUUCCCCCUGUCAUCACGACUCAUAGUGGAAACAUCUCCACCACGGCUUCCUCCUCUAAUACAACUGGCAUCACCCCGGCCACCACUAAGGUCGCCCCCUCUCCUGCGCCUCACGAUAACACCUUCGACGCUGCGAGCUUCAUCGGUGGAAUAGUGCUGGUCCUGGGUCUGCAGGCCGUCAUCUUCUUCCUCUACAAGUUCUGCAAGUCCAAGGACCGCAACUACCACACCCUUUGAAGCAGCCGCUCGGUUUGAUCCACGUCACAUGACCAAUCCCCAUCACUAACCAGAACCUUCCAGAGAGGACUCCCCACUCGGCACGCACUCCUCACGGGGAACUCAAACAGUGUUUUCUAGCAGGUUUUUUCUAGAUCUUUGUGCCACUUUUGAUAUAGGCCUGCAUUAGCUCUGCUGUUAUAGUAUGUAUCAAGGCACACACACCAAGGCCUGUAUGUAUUAUUUUAACUAUACAACGCUGAAGAAAUAUGGAUUUUUGAGCCUCAUUCAUCGGGUGGUUACUCCCACCUCCAUCAUGCCAUUAGUCAUUCUGUGCACGCCAUUUCCCAACAGAGUGAGGCGGUUCAUGUUAUUCUCUCAAGUAAACAAGAGAGAAUUAGUCAUGUACACAGUGUAGCUUUCCUUUUUUGUAAGACGGCUGCAAACUGCUAGUAUUAUCAUCCUUUUUUUGGAUUUGGAAACACUGUUUGAGUUCACAGCUAUUCUUAAGCGUGACGACUGUGAUGAUUCAGUAUUGCUUUUAACCUGUUGAAUCGUAGGCAGGUUCCCUCUUCCCCCGAGCUGUAUUAUGUGUUUGUAGAUGAUGUCAAAGUGGUGGGGGUUACGCACGAGGGAAUAAAAGCAAUACUAAAUUAUCUGAUGUCAGACCAAAAAAACUAAUGGUGAUCCCUCUGGUCAAAAGUCUUAUUCUGGGUGUCUCCUUUGGCUUUUAGGAGUGCUGUGUGUCUUCUGCUGUUGAGGUCCCUAAGGGAAAACGUUCCCUAUAAUAGUUGUAAAAAAACUACAAAAAUCAACUGCCACUAGAGCAGCUCAAUGCAAUAAAUCCUGUAAGUCAAUUUCCCAUCCUUUAAUCUCCCAACUGUUAUUUCUGAACUUCACCGACAUCAAAACGUACCCACUCUAACGUCAGCUGGCCUUUUGCCCCCGCUUCUUUGGGGAAGUCAAAGAGGGCCCGUGGGUCAUAAUGAAAGAUUGUAGAAUAUUUCAGAAAUAGAAAUAAAUAUUUUGUUUUAGAUAAUGUGUAAUAUAGAGAACAGGGAGAUAAGGAAAAUGGCAUGCACCUUCUUGAUGUGGACAGUGAUAGCAGUGAAGUGCCUUUAAUGUCCUGGGAGACUUAAAGAUAGCGGUGGAAGAGUGUGAGUCUUUUCUUCUUGUUUGAGGCCCAAGUGUUAUCAUUAGUUUCUUUAAAGAAAGAAACGGUAUCGCUGUGCUGAUAUUGGUGAGAACUGUAGUAUCCCAGCUGGACUGAAGAGCCUUUAUUGUGAAGUAUACAAUAGAUAGUUGCCAUUUGAGGGCCUUGAUCAGUCCAGCUUGAAGUUUUUUCCCUAUAAGUAGAAGACUAUAUUCAGUACAAGAAUAUAUCGUCCUCUCACUGGUGACUGUGUAAAUGGAAAGGCUCUCUCCCUUUAGUAGUGCCCAACACUGCUCCCAAAUGUCCUCCCUCCUCACUAUGUAUUCCUCAAUUGUGUUAAAUUUCGAAGCAUGAACAGUGACCUGGCAGGAAAUGUGGGACCGCUGUUCGGUGAUAUAAAUCAGGGAAUGUUCUUUAAACAAAAGGCAAGAAUAUUGGGCUUAGUUUAAUAAACUUGAGUAUUGCGGAGAGUGCAUUGAGGUAAAAAUGUUGGACUGUUUGAGUGCUUGUUUGGUCAAAUGAGCAUCGCACCUCUGAUUUCUGACUGUGCCGUGUAAAUGCGAGGAUUGUGAAUGAAGUGCAGAACUGCAGCAACAGAGCUCCAUGCUAGAGCUCAUGCUCUCUUACUAGCUUGCUGCUAACUGUGUGAUUUAAUUUGUUCCCUUUUUGUCCCUCCUGUACAUAGCCAUGUCCUGUUUUUGUUCAUCUUCAACUUAAGGAAAGGCUAAAUGAAGGAGUGUUUAUCAGUACAUCUUUGCUCGUAGCGGCUUGUUGGUGUCAAGAAUGUUCUUUUUUUCCCUUUAUUGCAUGCUGAAUGCUAGGAGUUGUGAUUUGUCCUCCCAUUGCAUAUGCUCUUAGGGAUUUAGACACUUAAAAACCACUUGAUUAUUUGUGAUUAGUCCAUAUGCUAGUUGAAAGAAUGCCUUGAAAACUUGUGCAUUGAGCCAAAGUCCUCAGUUUUGGCAUGGAAAUUGAGCAUUGCACUGACGAGCUUUGUUUUGUAAGUUUCUCUUUGUAAAUGUUUUCAUGGUUCAGCCAAUAACAAAAAAAUCUGAUGCUUGUAUAAAUACUCGGUCUUGAAUAUUAACUAGAUAAUGGAUGAAUAAUCACAUUGUUUUGUCAUCACAAACUGUAAUAAAUCCAUGUUUCUUUUCUUCUUUUGGCUUUUAUAAUUUAGGUUCACAUGUUUCCUGCUGCUCACCAUUAAUACGCCUUUUUAACACAGUCACCUGGUGGCAUUAGGCUGCAGCCCAAAGACCCAACUGCAGCGAGAAGGCUCCAGAGUUUUGCCUUAGCUGCACCCAUUUGUCCAUUUGCUGCUUUUGUAGAGCCUUCGCCUAAAUUUAGAGGAAUAUUUUAGUUUUAUUCACAGCUGUUGCCUGCUGUGUGAAUCCAGCCUCUGCUUUCGACAUGGUAGCUGCAUUCCUUAAGAACACAGCAUCACAUGUUGACCUCAAAACACAAUAGAUGUCCAUUGUGUCGACUCUCCGAAGCUUCUCCUACUUACUCAGUCCGUGCACCUCUUAAAGAAAAGUGCCUUAUUCAGUUAAUACCCAUAUAAAGUUGUAGUUUGUAAAAAAGAAAUGAUAUGCCACACCUAUUAAAUGAUUGGGACUCAGCACUUUCAGACCCCUGUGAAGUGGUUUUCUGUGAUGUAUUCUGCCUAAACGUUUGUUUUGUCAUGCUCAGCCUUAACUUCUAGAUCACACCCACAGAGCAUUUACUAUUGAUGAGAUGAGCAGGCACAAACCAGGCUGCUUAUAUUUGAAAAGUCUGUUUGUUGGAUGUAUUUUGUACUUUAAAGGCUGGCAUUUAAGUGUCUACAAAUCAACCAAUCACACAAUAGAAUUAUAGAUGUUUAAAUGCAGCUAAUGGAUGAUAUCGUUUUCAACUAAAAGAAGCCUGGUUUUAGCGUGGACAACUUCUCACCAGCACAUUGUAACUAAAUAGCUGCAACAUUUUUCUCCAUAAUGCAAACAUGAUGACUUGAAGUCCACUUUGGUUGUAAUUUUCAAUUGUUUUAUUGAAUUACUUGUUUUCUGUUCAGUAGGAUUUUAAAUGUGCUUGGUCAUGGAGGGCUCUCCUCGGUUUUCAGCCUGGCAGUGUCAAUGAGCAACGAGUUAAAAGCUUUUUGAUUCCCUCAUUUGCUUUUGUGGCUUUAUUUCUUUCUGCACACACUGUAGUGCCAUACCUUUUUGUGUUAGAGGCCGGCUUGAAGAUACGAUAUUUUGUUCCUCCCACCCCUCUUUGACAGCCAUAUGUAGACACUUGCAGGUGCCACAAAGCCUCUUGAAAUGUUGUUUUGCUUAUUUUGAGCUACUUUUUCCCAUCUUUUACAAACCUUUUGUUUUUUAUUUUGUGCCUUGUUUUCAAGUGUUGCCUUUUAGUUUCACGAUGUAAAGCCAAUAAAGUUUGAAUAUUGUUAAAACAAA